AUGGCACGUAAGGGUAAAACCAAGACAAAGAGAAAUGCUCAGAAAUAUUUAAAUGCUUAUCAAAUAGCAGAACGACAAUUAAAUGGAUAUGAUGAAGAUGGAGAUAAUUCAGGAGAUGAUGGAAAAGAUGAAAUUUUCAUGAAUGAAAAAAGUAAAUAUAAUUCACAAUAUAAAGAAUUUGAAGAUGGUAUAUUAGAUGCUAGAAAAUAUUUACCUGAUGAUAUUAAAGUUGAUUUAGAUGAAGAAAUUGAUUCUGAUGAAGCUUUAGGAUCUGAUGAUGAUUAUGAUGUUUUAAAUUCUAAAUUCUCACAAACUAUUAGAGAUAAAAGAAAGAGUUUGAAAAAACAAGGUCUUGAUAGUGAUGAUGAGGAAGAUUUAGAAGAUGAUGAUGAUGAAGAAUAUGAUAGUAUUGAUGAAGGACAAUUAGUUACUUUAUCUGAAGCUUGGGAUAUGGAUGAUCGUGAUUUACAAGAAAGGUUAGGUACUAAAGGAAAGAAAAAUGAUAUUGUUUUAAACGAUAAUUGGGAAUCUGAAUCAAGUGAAGAUGAAGAUGAAGAAGAAGACGAUGAUGACGAAGAAGAGUCAUCAGAAGAAGAAUCAUCGGAAGAUGAAGAAGAUAUUUUUGGACGUCCUGAUGAAGAAGAAGAGAAUGAAGUCAAUUUAUCUAAAACAGUUGAUAAUUUACAAUCAAAAAUCUUAUCUAAACAACCUAAAGAACGUAAGAAGUUAAUUAUUGAAAGUAGAGAAGAAAAUGAAUUUAGUUUGCCUACAGGAGGUAAUCAAUUAUCAUUACAAGAUAUGAUGAUUGAUGGAGAAAAUGAUGAUGCUAUAUUAAUUGAUGAAAAUUCAAAAUCAAUUGCUAUUCCAUUACCUAAACGUAUCCAAACAAGAAAUGAUCGUGCUGCAGCUUAUGAAUUAUCUAAAAAAGAAAUUAGUAAGUUUCAAGAUACUGUUCAAUCAAAUAGACAAGCCGAAGUUUUAAAAUUCCCAUUAAUGAAUCAACAACCUGAUAGUUUUAAGGAUUCUGCUAUGACUUUUAGAGCAGAUAAUGUUCCAACUACUGAAUUAGAGAAAAAAAUCAAUGAUGUUUUAGUUAAAUCUUCUUUGGUUGAUGAUUCUAAAGAAGCUACAUUUGAAGAAAUUGCAGUUGCUAAAUUAUCACCAGAAGAAAUGAAACAAAGAACCAAUGAAUUAAGAUUAAUGCGUGAAUUAAUGUUUAGAGAUGAAAAGAGAGCUAAACGUAUUAAGAAAAUUAAAUCUAAACAAUACCACAAGAUUCAAAAACGUGAACGUUUAAGAAAUCAAGAAUUAGUUGAAGAUGAUGAAGAUUUAGAAGGUGAUGAUCAUGAUGUCAAACGUGCGACUGAAAGAAUGAAUUUAAAACACAAGACUCAAUCAAAAUGGGCUAAAUCAAUGAUCAAAAGUGGUUUAUCCAAGGAUGCUUCAAACAGAGCAGAAUUGGAGGAAAUGUUGAGACAAGGUGAAAGAUUGCGUGAAAAACAAGUUGGAUUUGAAGAUGGUAAUCAAAGUGAUGAGGAAGCUGAAAAUGUUAUUAAUGAAUAUGAUCAUGAUGAUGAAGAUAAAGAUGACAAAUUAAGAUCCAAAUUAGGUAAAGGGGUUAUGAAUAUGGAUUUCAUGAAGAAUGCUGAAGCUAGAAGAAGAGAAGAAAAUAUGAAAGAAUUAGAAAUGUUGAAAAGAUUGGAGAAUGGAGAAGGUGAUUUGGAUAUUUUUGAAGAGGAUAAUGGUGCUGUAAAUAUCACUAAAAAUCAAGGUAGAAGAGUCUACACACCAAGUGCAGCUAUUCAAGAUAAUGCUUCUGUCAAUGAAAAAGUCAUGGAAGAAAUUAAUGAUGAUAAUGCCAAAUCAUUAGAAAAUAGAUUAUCCAAGAAAUACAACGUUGCAGGUCAUGAAUCAAAAUCAUCUAAAUCUAGUUCACAAGCAUCAGCAUCAACAUCGGCUCAACAACCAGAACCAGAACCAUUACCAGUUGAUGCAUCUAAUCCAUGGUUAACUUCAUCUAAUGAUAGCACAAAACAAAAAUCCAAUAAAAUAACAACUAUAGAUAAAGAUUCUUCCAAACUAGCUAAAGCUGCUGCCAAAAUUGCUAAAUCUAAACUUAGGAAACAUAAAUCAGAUGAUAAUGUUUUGAUUGAUAUUAAUGAAACAUUGGCAGUUGGAGAUAUCCAUGAUGAUGAUGAUGAAAGAUCAGAAGAUGAAGGUGAAGAAAUUCCGAUGAUGUUCAAACAAAAGGAUUUGAUUAAACAAGCAUUUGCAGGAGAUGAUGUUGUUAAUGAAUUUGAGAAUGAAAAGAAACGUAUUAUUGAAGAUGAAGAUGAUAAAGAAGAAGAUUUAACAUUACCAGGAUGGGGAGAUUGGGCCGGUGGUGAUUCAAAACCUAAAAAGAGGAAGAUUGUACGUAAAAUUGAAGGUGUUAUGUCAAAGAAUCGUCGUAAGGAUAAAAAUUUGAAAAAUGUAAUUAUUAAUGAAAAAGUUAAUAAGAAAAAUUUGAAAUAUCAAAGUAGUCAAGUUCCUUAUGGUUUUGAUAAUAAAGAACAAUAUGAACGUUCUUUAAGAAUGCCAGUUGGUCAAGAAUGGACUUCUAAAGAAACUCAUCAAAAAUUAACCAUGCCUAGAAUAAUCACUAAACAAGGUACUGUCAUUGAUCCUUUAAAAGCUCCAUUUAAAUAA
Molecule: messenger RNA, 2688 nt
Organism: Candida tropicalis MYA-3404
Lineage: Eukaryota; Fungi; Ascomycota; Pichiomycetes; Serinales; Debaryomycetaceae
Exons: 1
Coding region: 1-2688 (895 amino acids)
Biological process (GO): rRNA processing
Cellular component (GO): small-subunit processome; nucleolus
Source: RefSeq, a predicted model, not a curated record